AUGCCUCAUAGAGAACCUUCUGCAAAAGAAGGGGAACCGACAGAUAUAUCCAGUACACCUGCACCAGAUAUCAAAAUAAAUGGAUUGAAUAACCUUGAAAAGGAUGGUUUCCAUCUAUAUGAACCGCCAUGCAAGAGAAGAAAGAACAAUGCCGUUGCAACGGAAGAGUUUUACUCUUUGAAAAGUCCUCCUGUUAGUACUUUGACAGCAUUGGAGGCACAACUGAAAGAACAUCAAUCGGAACUGGAUAUACUGGAUAGUAAAAUCAUGGAGCAUAUGACAACGCUCGACACUUCAUUACAUAGGAGAACAGAGCUCAGG
Molecule: messenger RNA, 321 nt
Organism: Cylicostephanus goldi
Lineage: Eukaryota; Metazoa; Nematoda; Chromadorea; Rhabditida; Strongylidae
Source: the annotation of a GenBank genome assembly